ACCAUGUCGGUGUGUCACAACCGUGAGGCUACAUGCGUCGGAGGAGGGAUGUUCCGGAUGGAAGACGUGUGUUUGCUGUGACGACUUCCUGUCGGUGUUUGCUGAACGCUGAUUGGUCGAUCCCGUUCCAUCGAGUUGGCGCCAUUGCAAGCCUUCGUUCUCUCUACAGAGUGCUCUCUCCCAACAUAUUUCUCUACUCUUCGUCAGUGCUAGUGGUUCAACCACGACACAAUGGCUGAUAAAGACGCUGCAUUUGACGAUGCUGUGGAGGAAAGGGUGAUCAAUGAGGAGUACAAGAUCUGGAAGAAGAACACUCCUUUCCUCUAUGACCUGGUCAUGACUCACGCGCUGGAGUGGCCCAGCCUCACUGCCCAGUGGCUGCCAGAUGUCACUAGACCAGAGGGGAAGGACUACAGUGUACACAGGCUGGUUUUGGGAACACACACUUCUGAUGAGCAGAAUCACCUUGUAAUUGCUAGCGUUCAGCUCCCCAAUGAUGAUGCCCAGUUUGAUGCGUCACACUAUGACAGCGAGAAAGGAGAGUUUGGGGGCUUUGGAUCCGUCAGUGGAAAGAUAGAGAUUGAGAUCAAGAUCAACCAUGAGGGGGAAGUGAACAGAGCCCGCUACAUGCCUCAGAAUCCUUGCAUCAUUGCCACCAAGACUCCCACCAGUGACGUGCUGGUAUUUGAUUACACAAAGCACCCCUCCAAGCCCGACCCUUCUGGAGAAUGCACCCCAGACCUGCGGUUGCGGGGCCACCAGAAGGAGGGCUAUGGCCUCUCCUGGAACCCGAACCUCAGCGGCUGCCUCCUCAGUGCUUCUGAUGACCACACAAUCUGCCUGUGGGACAUCAGCACAGUGCCCAAGGAGGGAAAGAUAGUAGAUGCAAAGACCAUCUUCACAGGCCACACAGCUGUGGUGGAGGAUGUUUCCUGGCACCUGCUCCACGAGUCGCUCUUUGGGUCUGUGGCGGAUGACAUGAGACUCAUGAUCUGGGACACGCGGUCCAACAACACCUCCAAGCCCAGCCAUGCAGUGGACGCCCACACUGCUGAAGUCAACUGCCUGUCCUUCAACCCCUACAGUGAGUUCAUCCUGGCCUCUGGCUCUGCAGAUAAGACUGUGGCUCUUUGGGACCUUAGGAAUUUGAAACUGAAGCUGCACUCCUUUGAGUCUCACAAGGACGAGAUCUUCCAGGUUCAGUGGUCUCCUCAUAACGAAACCAUCCUGGCCUCCAGCGGCACCGACAGGAGGCUCAAUGUCUGGGACCUCAGUAAGAUCGGAGAGGAACAGUCGCCUGAGGAUGCUGAGGACGGCCCUCCUGAGCUGCUGUUCAUCCAUGGCGGACACACAGCGAAGAUCUCCGACUUCUCUUGGAACCCCAACGAGCCUUGGGUCAUCUGCUCUGUAUCAGAGGACAACAUCAUGGAAGUCUGGCAAAUGGCUGAAAACAUCUACAACGACGAGGACCCAGAAGGUGCUGCAGAUGCAGAGGUCCAGGCAUGAGUUCAGUCUCCACAUCUCUUCAUUUGACCUGCUUGUUGAAAACUGAUUAUUUUUUUUUUUGAAGAACAUUUAAAGAAUAAAAUGCUGCGUUGUCAUCUUGUUGUGAUGUAUUUAAAGUAAGUCUCUAUUGACCAGAUUUUUAGAUAUUUUUUUUCCCCAGUACUCAACUCUUUACAGAUGUGUUCCACAUUCAGGUUUGCUUUUUGAUGGCUUUAUUUUUUUUCAUCCUGUUUAGUUAGUUAAAUUUCUACAAAGAUCCAUUUGUAUUAAAGUUGUACAUACUGUUCUUGUAUUUGCUUGAUAUUCAUAUUAUGACUUUUCCAGAUUCUGUGUGUCACUUUUAUAUGUGCUGGUUUUGUUUUUCUGUGCUGCAUCUGUCUCUUGUGUAGUUAAGUAAAUUCAUAAUAAAAUGUUUACAGUAAA
Molecule: messenger RNA, 1929 nt
Organism: Anarrhichthys ocellatus (wolf-eel)
Lineage: Eukaryota; Metazoa; Chordata; Actinopteri; Perciformes; Anarhichadidae
Product: histone-binding protein RBBP4
Exons: 11
Coding region: 232-1506 (424 amino acids)
Molecular function (GO): protein binding
Source: RefSeq, a predicted model, not a curated record